Messenger RNA from Pocillopora meandrina, 462 nucleotides. The record is from the annotation of a GenBank genome assembly. Lineage: Eukaryota; Metazoa; Cnidaria; Anthozoa; Scleractinia; Pocilloporidae.
AUGAUUAAACAUCAAAUCGAAGGCCCUUCAUCACUUUUUGGAUAUCGUGAGAUGUGGAACAAGCUACAGUGUUGCUGUCCCUCGAGACAUGGUCAUGGUUUACAAGAGCUUGAUUUACAGGCAUCUAUCCUUCGAAAGGCCAGGAAGCUUCGGUGUCGAUCAUUCAUCUCGCGAGGUCCAAACGCAGCUUGGCAUGUUGACGGAUACGACAAAGUGAAACCUUACGGCUUACCUAUACAUGGCUGUGUGGAUGAAUUAUCCAGGAGAAUAUUGUGGCUCAAAGUAUGUAAAAGUAACAAUUAUCCCGUAAUUCAGGCCAGUUUUUUCAAUGGAGUGGAAAAAAGAAGACUACAACCAAUGUUGGUGCUAACAUAUUGUGGCCUGACUGCCUUAGAGUGCCUUUUAUCAGGUGAAACGGUUGCAUAUCGUUGUCCAUUUUCACACGCCAAUCGGCACAUCUAA